AUGUUGGCGGAGUUACAGAUUGAAUACUCAGGAGGUGUUGUGCCAAAAGAAGAAAGCGUUGAAAAAGAAGCUCCAGUGAAUGAAGAAGUAGAAGAUAAAAAGAAGAAGAAGAAAAAGAAGAAGACGGAGAAGGAUGUUGACGAGGAAAAGAUUGAAGAAACAAAAGAUGAGGGUGAUGGUGAUAAUUUUGAAGGCGGCACUGUUAAGACUGCUGCUCAGAAGAAAAAAGAGAAGAAAGAAAGGGAGAAACAAAAGAAAUCAGAAGCUAAGAAAAAGGAAUUUACCGAGAAGAAAGAUGUUGAUGAGGCACCUGAGGUUGAGGAGGACCAUCCACCUGCACCUGUAGAGCAGAGGGAGGACAAGGCUGAAAGGUAA
Homalodisca vitripennis (glassy-winged sharpshooter) is the source of this 375-nucleotide messenger RNA. RefSeq names its product protein PXR1-like. Lineage: Eukaryota; Metazoa; Arthropoda; Insecta; Hemiptera; Cicadellidae. The record is from RefSeq and is a predicted model, not a curated record. The transcript has 2 exons. Bases 1 to 375 code for a protein of 124 amino acids.